Cynara cardunculus var. scolymus (artichoke) is the source of this 3657-nucleotide messenger RNA. Its product is annotated as probable LRR receptor-like serine/threonine-protein kinase RFK1. The record is from RefSeq and is a predicted model, not a curated record. Gene Ontology annotation, molecular function: protein kinase activity; protein binding; ATP binding. NCBI's taxonomy places the organism in Eukaryota, Viridiplantae, Streptophyta, Magnoliopsida, Asterales, Asteraceae. Gene Ontology annotation, biological process: protein phosphorylation. The transcript has 24 exons. The coding region runs from base 123 to 3155 and encodes 1010 amino acids.
ACGCAUGAGGUCAGGGAAUCCAGUCGUAUUCUGGAUUAGCAAUUCCUCUUAGUUUUCUUCUUUAUCUUUCAUGAACUAGACUCCUACGGUUGUCUUUCAUAAUUCACAUACCCCUACACACAAUGCCACUUGAGAAGAUGAUGAGCAAAGUAGGGUAUGUGUUGUUUCUAGCACUCAACUUGAUCAUACUCGUAAGAGUUUCAGACUCUGUGGUUCCAGAGGAAGAAGUCGAAGCUCUUCAAGAAAUUAUGGAGUUAAUGGGUACAACAAAUUGGAGGUUGAAUGGUAAAUCUUGUCAACUUGAAGUGAUCUCUGAAGUGCAAAAGCCCCACCCCGAAGCUGAUGCCAGGGUCGAAUGUGACAUUAACUGUAACAAUGGCAACUCCAGCAACUGUCAUGUUGUAAGCAUCACUCAUAAGUAUUAUAGUCUUGGUGGUGUCCUUCCACCCGACCUCGUAAAGCUUCCUCACCUUCAUACUAUUGAUUUUGCGUUCAAUUACCUUGGUGGCACGAUACCGUCUGAAUUGGGUUCAAUACCGUUGCAGUCAAUCUCUCUUCUUGGAAACCGUUUUUCUGGGGAAAUACCAGGGGAGCUGGGGAAUAUUACAACUUUGACAUAUUUGAACCUUGAAGCAAACAACUUUUCUGGGACUGUUCCUUCUGAACUGGGAAGAUUAAUUAAUCUACAAGCAUUGAUCUUGUCCUCAAACCGGUUGACGGGGACGUUGCCUGCAUCCUUUGCUGAAUUGAGAAAUUUGAAAGAUUUUAGGAUAAGUGACAACAACUUCAGUGGGUCCAUACCUAACUUCAUACAGAAUUGGAGACAAAUCAGUAAACUAGAAAUGAUUGGGACUGGGCUGCAGGGACCAAUUCCUUCAAACAUAUCUCUUCUUCAGGAUUUAACGGAUUUGAGGAUUUGUGAAGUAAGUGGGUCAACUCAGGGAUUCCCUUCGUUAGAUAGUGCUACCAAUUUACAAACAGUUGUAUUGAGAAGCUGUAACAUUUCCGGAGAGAUACCUGCUUAUAUUUGGCAAAAAAGAGAUCUUCAAUUACUGGAUGUCAGCUUUAACAAGUUAGUUGGGGGAAUAUCUCGUAACAUCGUCGGUAGGAGCUUGCGUUUCGUGUUUUUGACUGGCAACAUGCUAAGUGGAGACAUACCGGACACGCUUUUGAUAGAAGGAGCUACAAUUGACCUAUCCUACAACAAUUUUACAUGGCAAGGGCCUGAUCGACCUACAUGCAAACCAAACAUGAAUCUAUACCUUAACCUGUUUAGGAGUUCUUCAACGGGGAACACAUUACAGGAUAUACUUCCAUGCACAAGGGAUGCCACAUGUCCUAAAUAUGGAUGUUCCUUACAUGUUAACAGUGGCGGAGAUAAUUUGAGGGUAAAUGAAAACAAUGUUGAAGUUCUUUAUGAAGGAGAUGCCUCAUUUGAUGGCAGUGCAGGAAGUUUUCAUAGAAGCACUAAUAAUUGGGGACUUAGUAGCACCGGGGACUUCCUGGAUGACUAUAUUCAAACAAACCGAUAUGUAGAAUCUUUGCAGGGAACGAACUUAACUUCUCUUUACACAACAGCCCGUCUCUGUCCACUAUCUCUUACUUAUAUCAGCUAUUGUUUGGAAAAUGGGGAUUACAUUGUUAAUCUGCACUUUGCUGAAAUACAAUAUACUAAUGACAGUACCUACCUAAAUCUUGGCAGGCGGAUAUUUGAUAUCUAUAUCCAGGGACAAUGUGUUAAAAGGGACUUCAAUAUUGAAGAUGAGGUUGGGAUAAGAAGGCCGGUUGUAUUACCCUUCAAUGCUAGUGUCAUAAAUAACACCCUAGAGAUACGCUUUUACUGGGCUGGUAAAGGGACAACACGUUUACCCAAGAGAGGACGUUAUGGGCCCCUCAUAUCAGCUAUAUCCAUUAACCCAUAUUCUAAGAAAUGUGCAAUUGGAGGGAAGACAAAGAAGACAAACAAAAUUGCUUAUGCUGGUUUUGCACUGGUGGGAUUGUGUCUUCUGUUCAUAAUCUCGGCUGUCCUAUGGUGGAAAAGGUGUUCAGAAGACAGAAAAAGGAAUGAUAAAGAUUUUGAAGGGCUGGAGUUCAAAACAACAUCUUUUUCCUUUAAACAACUAAAAACUGCUACAUGCAACUUCAAUGCUACAAGCAAAAUAGGAGAAGGUGGCUUCGGACCAGUUUUCAAGGGUACAUUACGUGAUGGCACAAUAAUUGCUGUGAAGCAGCUUUCCUCUCGUUCGAGGCAAGGAAAUCGUGAAUUUUUAAACGAGAUUGGUAUGAUAUCUUGUUUACAACACCCAAAUCUCGUGAAGCUUCAUGGAUGCUGUAUGGAAGGAGAUCAACUAUUGCUCGUAUAUGAGUACCUGGAAAAUAAUAGCCUCGCAAAUGUUCUAUUUGAUUCGAAUCAAAGUCGAUUACUGUUGGAUUGGCCAACAAGGUUUAAGAUUUGUGUUGGUAUUGCUAGAGGAUUAGCUUUUCUUCAUGAAGAAUCGAGGCUCAAAAUUGUACAUAGGGACAUCAAAGCUACUAAUGUCCUGCUUGAUAAAGAUCUCAAUCCUAAAAUAUCGGACUUUGGAUUGGCUAGGCUACAUGAGGAUGAGAACACUCACGUCAGCACACGAGUGGCCGGAACAAUAGGAUACAUGGCACCGGAAUAUGCACUUUGGGGUCACCUGAGUGAUAAGGCAGAUGUAUACAGCUUUGGAGUCGUGGCUUUGGAAAUCGUGAGUGGCAAGAACAACAACAGAUUCAUACCAAAUAACGACAGCGUUUGUCUUCUAGAUUGGGCUUGUCGUCUGCAAAAUAAUAAACACUACGAGGAGAUAUUUGACGAGAGGCUGGAGUCGAAAAUCAACAGAGAAGAAGCAGAAAUCAUGGUUAAAGUGGCACUAAUGUGCACAAAUGGAUCUCCUUCAAUGAGACCUAGUAUGUCCGAGGUAGUGAGUAUGUUGGAAGGCAGAACAUGCAUCAGCGACAUCGAACCAGAAGUAAGCCACUAUUUUGAAGAUUUGAGAUUCAAAUCAAUGGGAGGCGGCCAUCCGACUCAAAGUAGCCUUGAAACUCAAUAUUCUGCUACUAUUCAGAGCGAAUCAUGUCUAUCUCCAAGCGAUCAUUCUGAAAUUGUAUCAGGCGAGCCAAGAUCAUACUGAAGGAAACUCAACUUCAUCUAGUGUUCGUCUCUGAGUCGCAAAACCGACCUGUGUGUAAAAAAGCAAGAAAAUGUGCAAUUUUUGCUGAAAUUUGUAAAUUUAGAGUAAUGUUAACUUCAUUGUACCUAUUAGUGUUACUAUAUAGAGUUGUGCAUAUCAUGGUCUCUAAGGAAAGAAAAGGUAUAUGGAAGGAAAACCCAUCAUCAAUAUGAUCACUUCAAUCCCUUUCAGGGACGUUGUAGGUUUUUUUGGCUGUUAAUUCAGGUUCCAUGGGAUUUGUGCAAGCUGGUUUGGAUGCCUACAGUUAUGAAAAACACCGAAGAUGCAAUGCACGAGUGGACACAAAUGUUGUGAACAAGGUCUUCAGAAUCGGUUCGGUUGUGAAUUUAAAUUACGACCCCGGUCGGUGUAAGCUUUGUAUCAAUGACAUUUUAUCGUGAUUUUAAUCUUUUUGAAGGCUAUUUGAUCAUAUACUUGUGUAUCAAUGAAUGAUAUUUUGUCA